AUGAUUAAAUUUAUUAUUCUGUCAUUCUCUCUCUUAGAAGUACUAAGCAAAACAAAGGAUGAAUGGAAAACAAGAACAGUUUACCAAUUGCUCACUGAUCGAUUUGCAACCAGUACUGGCAAAUCAAGUUCAUGUAAUUUGAGUAAAUAUUGUGGAGGAGAUUAUAAAGGAAUAAUCAAUAAUCUGGAUUACAUAACAAACAUGGGAUUUGAUGCUAUUUGGAUUUCCCCUGUAAAUGACAAUUAUGAUAACGGUUAUCAUGGAUAUUGGUAUAGAAAUAUGUAUGACGUCAAUAAAAACUUUGGAACUGCAUAGGAUCUGAAAAAUUUAGUUACUGCUUGUCAUAACAAAGGAGUAUGGGUAAUGGUAGAUGUCGUAGCUAACCAUAUGGGCAACACUAAUUAAGACUAUAAAUAAAAUUAUCCAUUCAAUUCAUCAGCUCAUUAUCAUGACUAUUGUAUAAUAAGUGAUAAUGAUUUCAACACUCACAAUUUAGCAAAUAUUUAGAAAUGCAGAUUGGCAGGUUUGGCUGAUUUGAAUUAGGACAAUUCAUUUGUAUCAAGUGAACUAAUUAAUUGGAUAAAAUGGCUAAUAAAUGAAUAUUAAUUUGAUGGAAUUAGAAUUGAUACUGUAAUGAUGGUAAAGACUGAUUUUUGGACCAAAUUUACUAAUGCAGCAGGAGUUUAUUCUGUAGGAGAAGUAUUUGAUGGAGACAUGGGUUUCUUAAAAUAAUUUAUAGGCCCCAUAAAUGGACUACUAAAUUAUCCUUUGUUCUACACAUUAAGAGAUGUAUUCUUACACAAUAAGGGAAUGAAUACACUUGAAAGUUUCUUCAACAAUAUUGCAAGUUCAUUUGGUAAAGCUAAUCUACCUUAUAUGGGCAAUUUUAAUGAUAAUCAUGAUAAUGCUAGGUUCUUGAAUGAUGCAGUUACAGAAAAUUCAAAUUUCACCGUGACUGCACUAAAGAAGCUUCAAUUUAAAGCUAUCACUGCAUUUACUCUCACUUCAGUUGGUAUCCCAAUGAUAUACUAUGGAUCUGAAUAAUAUUAUGCAGGGGGCAAUGAUCCAAAUAAUAGAGAAGUUUUAUGGAAUCAUUUAGAUUAAACAUCUGAGAUGUAUAAGUUUAUCAAAACAAUUAAUGAAGCUAGAAAAACUACAAAAGCUGCUUCUUAAGAUUAAAUUUAAAGAUAUGCAGAUGCUGAUGUAUACGCAUUUACAAGGGGAACAUUGUUUGCUGCCUUUUCGAAUAAAUAUGAUAAGUAAGUUGUCAAAUCUAUUACAUAUCAUCCUUAUGCUGAAGGAACAACUCUUUGCAACAUCUUUUAUACUACGGACUGUGUGAAAGUGGCCAGUGGGGCAUUUCCUUUAUAUUUAAAUUAUGGAGAAGUUAAGAUCUUCAUUCCAAAAUGA
Paramecium tetraurelia is the source of this 1410-nucleotide messenger RNA. RefSeq lists its product as uncharacterized. NCBI's taxonomy places the organism in Eukaryota, Ciliophora, Oligohymenophorea, Peniculida, Parameciidae. The record is from RefSeq and is a predicted model, not a curated record. Gene Ontology annotation, biological process: carbohydrate metabolic process. Gene Ontology annotation, molecular function: alpha-amylase activity; calcium ion binding. The transcript has 6 exons.